UAUAUAUAUAUAUAUCCCUUCAAUCUUCUUAAUUAAUGUAGCAGCCGCAGCCCACAGAUAUGGCCAAAAUUAGGAAACAAGGUUGAGCAAAGGAGGAAGAGAGCACACGCUAGCUCUUCACCGCAUGCGGAGCAAGAGCAAGAGCAACCAUCAUUGAUCACUGAUCAGUAGUGGAGGAGAUCUAGAGAGAGGACCGAUGAGGGGUUUGUGGUUUCUUGGGCUUGUUGGGCUGGUUUUGGUGAGAUGGGCUGAUGCUAGUAGGCAAUUAUCCAAUGCAACAGGGGUAGGGGUAGGGGUAGGGGUAGGGGUGGGGGCCGGAGAGAGUGAUGCGAAUGGGGGCGAUCCCUUGAUGGUGGAAUUGACUCUUAUUGAAUCUGCUGUCUCAAAAGGAGCUGUCUGUUUGGAUGGAACUCCGCCCGCUUACCACCUUCAUCCUGGAUUUGGAUCAGGAACGAACAAUUGGCUUGUUGACUUAGAAGGUGGUGGCUGGUGCAAUAAUAUAAGGUCGUGUGUAUACCGUAAGACAAGUCGUCAUGGUUCAUCAAAUUACAUGGAGAAACAAAUAGCUUUCACAGGGAUUUUGAGCAACAAACCUGAAGAAAAUCCGGAUUUCUAUAACUGGAAUAGAGUGAGGAUUCGUUAUUGUGAUGGGGCAUCCUUCUCUGGAGAAGGCUAUGAUAAGGAUUCACAACUUUAUUUUCGAGGACAACGUAUCUGGUCAGCUGCUAUCGAUGAACUCAUGUCGAAAGGAAUGAGCUCAGCCAAUCAGGCCCUUCUCUCUGGGUGUUCUGCUGGAGGUUUGGCAUCGAUUCUACACUGUGAUGAGUUUCAGGCAUUAUUUUCAGGAAGCACCAAAGUCAAGUGCUUAGCAGAUGCUGGCUUUUUUUUGGAUGCCGCUGACGUGGCCGGUGGGCAUACUCUAAGAUCCGUCUACGAGGGUGUGGUGAAUCUUCAGGGAGCAGCGAAGAACUUGCCAGGGAGUUGUACUGGACGCAUGGAUGCAACUUCGUGUUUCUUUCCGCAGAACUUAGUGGCCAGUAUUCAAACACCAACUUUUCUUGUAAAUGCAGCAUAUGAUGUAUGGCAGAUACAGGAAAGUUUAGCGCCCCCAAGUGCUGAUCCUGAUGGUAGUUGGAAAGACUGCAGAUAUAAUUAUCUAAAAUGCAAUUCGACUCAGAUGCAGUUUUUGCAAGGGUUCAGGAACCAAAUGGUUACUGCGGUGGAUGGUUUCUCCCAGUCUAAGGGAAAUGGGUUAUUCCUCAAUUCAUGUUUUUCUCAUUGCCAAUCUGUUAAGCAGGAUACUUGGUAUGCAGAUGAUUCUCCUGCUAUUUCAAAUAAGGGAAUUGCCAAAUCUGUUGGUGAUUGGUAUUUUGAUCGAGCUGAAGUGAAGGCCAUUGAUUGCCCGUACCCUUGUGACAAGACCUGUCACAAUCUUCAAUUCGGCCAAUUUGGCGAGGAUCCUAAUUCCUUGGAUUAGAUUCUCUAACUUAUUGCCCUAUUUAAGUAAUCAAAAGACAAUAAAAACACAAGAAACAAGAGAAUUUCUCUUGCUUGUGCAAAUUAUAUAUCUUUCCGUUGUUCUCCAAAUGGUCGUCCCUCCGCUAAGCUCGUUUGAUGCCUUUUUAUCUUCUUGCUAAUUAAUCAUUACUAGCUUUUCCGGGUACAGCCUUGUUCUUUUGUUCUUUUGUGUUGCUACCUUAUCUCCUUUGCAUCUUAUAGAUACAAGUAUUUGCUUUGCGCAGUCGAUUAUUACAAUCAAGAGAAAAAAAACGAUUGGGUUAUUAAGGCUAGUUAGAGAAACUGGCUCUACAAAUGGUUGUACAUUUGCAAAUUUGCAAGUAACACAGAUAUCGAAACAAGCCUUAUUUCA
This is a messenger RNA of Ananas comosus (pineapple), 1870 nucleotides long. RefSeq names its product pectin acetylesterase 10. Gene Ontology annotation, cellular component: plant-type cell wall. Bases 197 to 1477 code for a protein of 426 amino acids. The record is from RefSeq and is a predicted model, not a curated record. Lineage: Eukaryota; Viridiplantae; Streptophyta; Magnoliopsida; Poales; Bromeliaceae. The transcript is spliced from 13 exons. Gene Ontology annotation, molecular function: pectin acetylesterase activity. Gene Ontology annotation, biological process: cell wall organization.